Molecule: messenger RNA, 988 nt
Organism: Marmota flaviventris (yellow-bellied marmot)
Lineage: Eukaryota; Metazoa; Chordata; Mammalia; Rodentia; Sciuridae
Source: RefSeq, a predicted model, not a curated record
AUGGCAGAAACUGGGGGCAGGGUCAGGGACCGAGUGCAGAAGGAACAGCUGGCAAAGGCCAUGCCCACCUUCUUAAAGAUGUGUGAGCCUUACUUCUUAUACCUGGAGGCUGCAGCGAGGAGCAUGCCCCCCAUCUAUGGAGCCCUGCAGGAGCUGGUUCGAAAGGGGCUGUUGGAGAUCUCCCAACAGCUGACUCUACGCCUGGAACAGCUGGUCCUCAUGUAUGCCUCCUUUGGGUUCGUGGACCUGGAGGAGACUGACCCCCUGAGCAUCUCCUGCUUCUUCUGUGGAAGGUUCUCCAUCAGCCCUUCCCACGAAGUGUCCAUCUUCAGAUACUGUACCCCAGCCGCCUACACCGCCAGCCACUUCCCCCAGUACCUCUAUAAGAAAAUGCGCUGGAACCUGGAAACCACCCCAGAGCCCAGCAACCGAGGACAAGAUCCCCAUGUGGAUUACUACUUCCUAUGCUAUCGAGAUACAUGGGAGGACACAGGCCAGAAUCCAGCCAACUCGUGUCCCCAGAUCCAGAAGCUGUGGUCCAUCGGUCGAUGGGUGCCCCUAGGGCCAGCUGAAGAUGACCUUUAUUCAUGGAUUUUGUGCCCGCAGCCUCCUGGGGACUACCAACAGCUGCUGACCAUCGGCUUCGAGGAGCCAUCGCACAUGCUGGCCACCGACCUGCUGGUGCAGAUUCUCAUGGGUCAGGCAGGCCCGGCCCGGCCCCCGAGCGCUGUCGGGCCUCCGGCAUGGACUGCGCAGGGGCCUUGAACCUGGGGAAGAAGGUGGGGGCUGGAGCUUGACAGUUCCAAACUCCCAGAGAGGGGCCAGGGGAGGGGCUCACUCGUUCUCCUAGCGCAGCCUGGCCUCGCCUUCCAAGGGGCCAGGCCGAGCUAGCCAGUCUGCACUAAGUCCAGCCCGGUCCGGCCGGCCGGCCGCGGAGCCGGGAGUGCAGACACACCAGUUUUGUGUUAAAUAAAAGAAAGAAAGAGGU